CAGUCCUUGUUUACCCCUUACAAUCUACGGAAGAGCGGUGUGACCUUAUCGCUGAGCAACCUCUUCAAACCAGCCGCUAACGACGAGCAUAAUCAUUUAUUUAUUAUUGCAUACUUGCACAUCAGUUUUUUCCGCCCCAUAUCUUUAUAGCAUGGCGUACCACCCUGAGUUUAAGAGGGCCGGGAAGAAGCCUGGCCUCCAGGUGUGGAGAGUUGAGAGUCUGGACCUGGUGGCCGUGCCAGAGAGUCUGCAUGGCGGGUUCUACUCAGGGGACGCAUACCUUGUUCUCAAUACCAUCAAGCAACGUUCUGGGCAUCUACAGUAUGACCUUCACUUCUGGCAAGGAGAUGACUGUACACAAGAUGAAAGUGGAGCAGCAGCCAUUUUUACCAUUCAAAUGGAUGACUACCUGGGUGGCAAACCUAUUCAGUACCGUGAGGUGCAGGGUUAUGAGUCAAGAACAUUUUCAGGCUACUUCAAAACUGGACUGAAGUACAUGAAAGGGGGUGUGGCUUCAGGGUUCAAGCAUGUGGUGUCCAAUGAGGUGAAGGUGCAGCGUGUGCUCCAGGUCAGGGGUCGGCGUGUGGUUCGAGCCACAGAGGUAGCAGUCAGUUGGGACAGCUUCAACCAGGGAGACAUCUUUAUCCUCGACCUGGGCAAAGAGAUUUAUCAAUGGUGUGGUUCCAAGGCCAAUCACUUUGAGAAGCUGAAGGCCACUCAGGUGUCAAAGGAUAUCCGUGACAACGAGCGAUGUGGGCGGGCUGAGUUGUAUAUAUGUGACGAGGGGGCAGAACGUGAGAAGAUGCUGGAGAUUCUUGGACCCAAACCCGAUUUGCCUGAGGCAAAUACAGAUGACACAAAUACAGACGUGUCCAAUAGGAAGCUGGCGAAAUUAUACAAGGUGUCUAAUGCCAGGGGGGAUAUGGGCAUGGAUAUGGUAGCAUCGGAGAACCCGUUUUCACAGAAUGCCCUGGAGUCAAGUGACUGCUUUAUCCUGGACAAUGGCCCCAAUGGCAUGAUCUUUGUCUGGAAAGGUAAGGAUGCUAACAAAGAGGAGAGAAGUGCGGUGAUGAGUGCUGCCGAACAGUUUAUCACAAAGAUGGGCUACCCGAAACACACCCAGAUCCAGAUCCUACCUGAGAAUGGGGAGACCCCUCUGUUCAAGCAGUUCUUCAAAAUCUGGCGUGACACGGACCAUACAGUGGGGUUGGGAACAGUCUACGUGUCCAACAAAAUUGCCAAGAUCAAGAAGGUGCCCUUCGAUGCCUCCACUCUCCAUCACUCGGACGCCAUGGCGGCUCAGCAUGGGAUGGUGGAUGAGGGGAAUGGAGAGAAGCAGAUCUGGCGUAUUGAGGGAGCUGACAAGGUGCCUGUGGAGCCCUCCACCUAUGGACGAUUCUAUGGGGGAGACAGCUACAUCAUCCUCUACAACUACCAGCAUGGAGGCCGUAACGGACAGGUCAUCUACAUGUGGCAAGGAGUGGAUUCUAGCCAGGAUGAAAUUGGAGCCUCAGCCAUCUUGGCUGCUCAGCUGGAUGACGAGUUGGGAGGAGGGGCAGUACAGGUGCGGGUGAUCCAGGGUAAGGAGCCCGCCCACCUCAUAAGUCUUUUCGGGGGGCAGCCGAUGGUAGUGCACCAGGGUGGUACCUCCAGAGAGGGUGGCCAGGCCCACGCUGCAGACACACAGCUGUUCCAGGUGCGGUCCAACGCUGCUGGCUGCACACGCGCCAUAGAGGUUGAUGCUGCUGCCUCAAAUCUGAACUCCAACGAUGCCUUUGUGCUGGUGACCCCGGCAUCCUCCUUCAUAUGGGUGGGAAAGGGGACAAGUGACAGUGAGAAGCAUGGUGCUCAAAAGCUAAGUGACCUUCUAGGGGUCUCGGCCUCAGAGCUGGACGAGGGUGAAGAAGCAGAUGACUUUUGGGAUGCUCUGGGGGGUAAAGCGGACUACCAUACCUCAGCCAGACUGAAAAACAAAAUGGACGUUCAUCCACCACGCCUGUUUGCCUGCUCCAACAAAACUGGCCAGUUCGUUAUUGAAGAGGUGCCUGGGGAGAUGACACAAGAAGACCUGGCCCCAGAUGAUGUCAUGCUCUUGGACACCUGGGAACAGAUCUUUGUUUGGAUCGGUGAUGAAGCUCAUGAGGAGGAGAAGACCGAGGGUAUGGCCUCAGCCGUUCGUUACAUAGAGACAGACCCUACCAAGCGGGACAGCAGUACGCCCAUAGUGAAGUUAAAGCAAGGGCAUGAGCCUCCCACGUUCACUGGCUGGUUCUUGGGCUGGGACCAUGGGUACUGGAGCAGUGAUCCCCUUGAACGGGCCAUGGCUGGUCUGUGUGUCUGAACCCAUCCAGUGUGAGGUUUCCCCUAGGGGCAACUUCACCCAAAGCUUCUACUUGACUCAUUUGUGCAACUAACUAGGUAUCCCCUUUCAACUGUUAGACUGGGUACCAAUUUGUGAUGGAUAAUAUACUCUCUUGACACUAUUGCUGUUUUGAUCUUAGGGUUUUCUUGGAGAGAGAAAAUAUUCAUGUAAUCCACACUACACAGUUGAGUUAUUUCCUUUCCUUCUACGCUAAUACUGUUAGCCCAUGUAUCUUUAGCAGUACGUUACUACAUCUGUAAUAAAUGGGACAAGGGUUUCUUCACUUCUGUAGCAUGCCGAGUUCAGAUAUUCCUGUCAUGCUGACAGUGGACGGAAACAGAAAAACAUCAACAAAGCACAACUGGAAGCAGUCAAAUAUAUUCACAAAACGAAAUAAAAUAUGAUGCUCUACA
Messenger RNA from Coregonus clupeaformis (lake whitefish), 2775 nucleotides. RefSeq names its product gelsolin. The record is from RefSeq and is a predicted model, not a curated record. Gene Ontology annotation, molecular function: actin filament binding; phosphatidylinositol-4,5-bisphosphate binding. Lineage: Eukaryota; Metazoa; Chordata; Actinopteri; Salmoniformes; Salmonidae. Gene Ontology annotation, cellular component: cytoplasm; actin cytoskeleton. Gene Ontology annotation, biological process: barbed-end actin filament capping; actin filament severing; actin polymerization or depolymerization. The transcript has 16 exons. The coding region runs from base 152 to 2341 and encodes 729 amino acids.